Messenger RNA from Carya illinoinensis, 1271 nucleotides. Its product is annotated as peptide deformylase 1B, chloroplastic. Lineage: Eukaryota; Viridiplantae; Streptophyta; Magnoliopsida; Fagales; Juglandaceae. Gene Ontology annotation, molecular function: peptide deformylase activity. Gene Ontology annotation, cellular component: chloroplast; mitochondrion. Gene Ontology annotation, biological process: peptidyl-methionine modification. The record is from RefSeq and is a predicted model, not a curated record. The coding region runs from base 94 to 903 and encodes 269 amino acids. The transcript has 6 exons.
UUUUCUCAUAAAAUUGGGCCUCUUCGGCGCACGCGCAACCUCACAAGUCACAAAUUCGACGUUCCAGUAGGUUCAACCCCGCUGUUUCUGGCCAUGGCCAGUGCGACGUGGCUCCACACAUUUUCUUUAUCUUACGCUCUCCGUCCCCCAUCCAUCCUUCCCGCCAUCUUUCACCGGUCCUCUCCAUCCGGUCGACUCUUUUCCUAUUUGAGCGGAUCCUCCUUGCCUCCACUAGGCCCGGUCCACGCGCAAGCCAAGCGAGGCUCUGCAAUGAAAGACGAAGACGUAGCUUCUCGCGAUAAUCUUCGCUUUGAAGCGCCGCUCAAAAUAGUGGAAUAUCCAGACCCUGUACUGAGAGCGAAGAACAAGCGAAUCGACUCUUUUGAUGAUAAUUUGAAGAAGCUCGCUGACGAAAUGUUCGACGUAAUGUACAAAACUGAUGGUAUUGGGCUCUCAGCACCCCAAGUAGGAAUUAAUGUUCGACUCAUGGUGUUUAAUCCUGUCGGGGAACGUGGUGAGGGGGAGGAAAUUGUUCUUGUAAAUCCAAGAGUAAAUAAAUAUUCAAAGAAAGUGGUGCUUUUUAAUGAAGGUUGCCUAUCCUUCCCAGGGAUUUAUGCUGAUGUCGAGAGACCAGAAUCUGUAAAGAUUGAUGCACAGGACAUUAAAGGUGCAAGGUUUUCAGUCAACUUGUCGGGUCUUCCUGCACGGGUUUUCCAGCAUGAGUAUGACCAUUUGCAGGGUGUUCUGUUCUUUGAUAGAAUGACUGAUGAAGUUCUCGAGAGUAUUCGGGCAGAGUUACAGGCACUAGAAAAGAAGUAUGAGGGUAGGACAGGAUUGGCAAGCCCUGAAAGAAUUGAAACCUACAAAAGGAAGAAGGUUGCUGCUGGUUUUGGAAAAUCAUGAACAUGCUGGGUUCCUUAGACACAUCAGGCUUCCGUAGUUACAAUGGAAAACUGAGAAUUUGGUUUUUUUUUUCCUUCUGUUUUAAUUCAUUUUAUUGUUAUUUUGCUUGUUUGUCAUUUAGGAUAGCUGUGUAUUAGUCGUGAUGCUGGAUGAAUUAUACACAGGAACUUGCUGAGUAGAGGGAAAUAUCAAAUACAUGAAACCAUAGAAGGAAGAAAUGGCUGAUUCGAUGUACAUAGUUUAGAACUUCAGCAUGUGGAUCAACUUCAGUAUUUCAGUUUCUAUUGGCUUAUUUGAUAAUAAGCAUUUUUAAUUGUCACUGUAAGUCAUCUUUGGAGUUAAUAAAGUUGAGUUUUUUUCCCUCUAAA